Messenger RNA from Conger conger (European conger), 7113 nucleotides. It is a transcript of the gene arhgef40, whose product is annotated as Rho guanine nucleotide exchange factor (GEF) 40. The record is from RefSeq and is a predicted model, not a curated record. Gene Ontology annotation, molecular function: guanyl-nucleotide exchange factor activity. NCBI's taxonomy places the organism in Eukaryota, Metazoa, Chordata, Actinopteri, Anguilliformes, Congridae.
UGUUUGGGGAAGCGAAGGGAGGGGCGCGGUGACUCCACGCCAGACUGAAAUGAGGACUGUCGGGGGGAGCAGAGAGCGGACGCAGCGCGCAUCUCUUGGUGAAAUAUAGCUGGAGAAAACAGAUGUCGAAAGACAGCGAAGAAAGAGUAACGCGCUGAAACGAUAGGAAGGAAAGACUGAGCGAGAGACCGAGAAAACGGAAGAGAGGACUGGCGGGACGGAGCGGAACAGGGGGAUGAAGCGGAGCUGGACUCAUGGGCUCAGAGGCUGUGGAAGAUUGUGUUCAGGGGGCUCUGUCGUCCCUGUACCCCCCCUUUGAGAGCACGGCCCCCCCCCUUCUCUCCCAGGUUUUCUCUGUCCUGGAGUCAACCUAUCAGCAGGACAGCCUGAGAUUCCUCCUGGACUACUUCAUCCCCGCAAAACACCUCCUACAGCGGCUACAGCAACAUGCAUGUGGGCAGUACCUGGGCAGUCUGUUUGUGCACGCGGGCUGGCCGCUGUGUCUGGGGGAGAGGGUAGUGGUGCAGCUGUGCACACUGGACUGGAGGCUCCUGCGCAGUACAGACUUCUACCUGCAGGUGGUGCCGUUCUCCACGCGCUGCCCACGCCUGGCCCUCAAGUGCCUGGCCCCCGGGGGCCGCAGCGUGCAGGAGGUCCUCGUGCCGGAGGCCCAGCACAGCCUGGUGUUCACCGAGUGGCUGCACUGCAUCAACAAGGAGCGCGGCUUCCAGAGAGAGGGAGGCGGUGGGUUAGACACCUGUCUGGUGAGCACAGGUGAGGGCGUGGUCAGGGUGCCGUGGGAGGAGGUGGUCUAUCCCAAGUUUGUGUCCAGCCCCUCCCCCAGCUCACCUGGCGAGGCAGACUCCUGGUCCUGGGAUGAGGAAGAAGACUCUGCCCCUGAAGACUCCGCCCCUGAAGCCGACGCCCCGGCCCUGCUGGGGGAGGAGCCAUGCGGGCUGGGGGAGGAGCUUGGCGGGGAGUACGUCCAGCUGCUGGAGCCUCGGGGCGGGCCAGAGGGCGGGGCUGACGGGGGGGCGGAGUCCCGGCAGAGGUACCUGGAGAUGCACGGGAUCUGCAAGACCAAGACGCUGCCACUCUGCCGCAGGGGGCGGGGCCCGAGGCCGCGGCGGGGGCGGGCCUGGGGGGGGCGCAGGGGCGGGGCCUCCCGCAGGGACCUCCCCUCCCGCCCCGUUCCACGAGUCAUCGACCUGGAGAGAGAGAGGGGGGAGGGGCCUGCCCAGGAGAGGAAGCCCGGUGUGGGGAGUGAGAGGGAGGGAGCCAAUCAGGGCACAGAACAGCACGUGGAAGGGGAGGGCCAAUCAGAUGAGGACACACAGUCGUGCUCAGGCUGUCCUCUGGACAAAUCAGAGCGGCUGCUGGUGGGCGGUGCUGGAGGAGGGGUGGAAGCUGAGAAUACUGAAAGGCCAUUGGCUGGAGCUGAGAAUACUGAAAGGCCAUUGGCUGGGGCUGAGAAUACUGAAAGGCCAUUGGCUGGAGCUGAGAAUACUGAAAGGCCAUUGGCUGGAGCUGAGAAUACUGAAAGGCCAUUGGCUGGAGCUGAGAAUACUGAAAGGCCAUUGGCUGGAGCUGAGAAUACUGAAAGGCCAUUGGCUGGAGCUGAGAAUACCGAAAGGCCAUUGGCUGGAGCUGAGAAUACUGAAAGGCCAUUGGCUGGAGGUGCCGGAGGCACUGAGAAUACUGAAAGGCCAUUGGACAGAUCUCCAGUGGACAGAACGCCAGGCCCAGCCCAGGACAUGCCUACUGACCCUAACCCUGGCCCCACCACACAGCUGGGGCAUGAUGGGACGCUGGAGGACCAGCUGUGUCUCAGAGGAAAGGAUGUGAAGACAGCAGGAUUCAGAGUCCCCAGGAGGAAGAGGAAGGGGAAAGGGGGGAGAGGAAGACCAGAUCCACUGGGCGUGGCCUCAAGCCUCAGGGGGAGGCCGAAAAGGACAGUAGCCCUGGUCUUACACUCAGCCAAUCACAGCAGGCCGGGCCACCAGUGGGGAGGGACGGGUCUGCACAAAGGAGGUCUCACAGCAGCUCCUCCUGACCAAUCAGAUGGCUCUUCUUGUGAGGCUCCUCCUCUCCUUCAGGAGUUGGACCGUGAAGUCCUCCAAUCAGGAUGGCUGAUUCUGACAGGCACAGUAGACAGGAUGGGACGGGCUGUGGUUACCAUAGAAACGCAGAACCCACCUGAUGGAUUUCAAGACAAGGAGGUGGCCCGGGUGUUGGCCUGUUACCACGGCAUUACCCGCCCGUCAGCGAGGGAGAAAGGGAUGACGGUAAUCCUGGACUGCCGGCUCUCCCCCCCCUCUGAGCUCUGCCUCUCUGCUCUGAAGCUCUUCCAGGACCUGGUUCCCGGGGCUCUGGGCUCUGUGCUGGUUCUGAUUGGGGAGCAGCAGAGUGGCACACACACACAGCUCAGCAUGGCAGCAGUAGAGGUGCACACUGUGUGUGGCACUGGGGUCCUUCAGCAGUUUGUGGACAGGCAGCAGCUGCCCUCAGCCCGUGGAGGAGACCUUCAGCACUCUCACUCCGAAUGGCUCUCCUUCCGGCAGAGCCUGGAGCAACUGACUCAGCGCUGUGACAGCGCCCUCUCUCUGCUGGAGGAGGCAAUGCAGGCAUUGGACACUGAGCCCCUUCCACACAGCACCAAGACAGUGCUGCUCAGUGUGAAGAAGCACAGAGAGCUGAUGACGGGCGUCCUGGCCGACCAAAGACUGACAGAGCUGCAGAGAGUGGGUGGGGCUUGGCUGGCGGGCCUGACCAAUGGUAGGGCAGGACUGGCCCAGAAGUCACUUGACUGCAGGGCGGCACUUGCACAGACCUCUGACCUGUACAACAGUGUGGAUGACGCACUACACCGAUUGGUCCGUGUCUCCAACCAGAGGGGGCAGAGCCUGGAUGCCCUCAGCAGAUUGGCCAAACUGGAGGAGAAGCUGGAGAGGUGUGAGGAGGAGGUGGAACAGGUCCUGGAUCAGGUGCAGGAGUUCAGGGCUCCACCCCUCUCCCUCAGCAGCCUGGCUUUCAAACAGCAGAAGUACAGAAACUUCAGAGACUCAGCCAUGGAGCUACAGAGAGAGACACACACUGUUGUGGCAGACGUGGAGAAGUGGGCGGAGCAGGACUGGGAGGGGCGUGGCUGGGGGGGUCUGGGGGCGGUGCUGCAGAGACUGCCCUCAGUCAGAGAGAAGCUGCACAACAUGAGCCACUGCCUGUCAGACUGCAGCGCCAGAAUGGACACCACGCUGAGGCUCCUGAGCACACUGACCGAGGCGUCUCAGUGGUGUGAUGUGGUGUGUGCGGCGCCCCUGUCCUCCGCCAGCUCCCCCCUCACCUCACUCCCGCCCAUCCCACCUUCGCGUUUCCAUGACGCCCGAGCCCUGGCCUUGGAGCUGGGGGGCGGGGCUGUGCUGGAGCUGUGGUCCCACACGCUGGAGCGCUACCAGCAGACCCUCGCAACGUUCAAAUCCCGCCUGACCCCGGCCCCGCCCCGGCCCAAAGCCCCCUCCUCCAGCAGCAUGUGGGACCUGCUCAGCCUGCAGGGGGAGGGGGCCGGGGACGCAGGGCCAGAGGGGGGCGAGGGGGGCGAGGGGGGGCUGCAGUCCUGGGGCUCCAUGGCCUCCCUGUUCCGCCCACAGAACUGCUCCACCCUCAAGAUCACAGACGACAAGAAGAGAGAGGGAGGAGGGAAGUUCCUGCAAUCUCUGCUGCACCCAGCAAAGAAAAGUGUGAGUGUAGGCCCCCUUCCUCCCAGACCCCCCAGGAGGCGUCACCCCAGCUUUGACCUGCAGGCCCUGCUGGCCCCCCGCCGAGCCCCACCCCCGCCCCCCCGGCCCGCCCGCAGAGGGGACGGGCAGCCAACCUCGCCCCUGUCCUGGCUGGGCCGCAGGGGGGGUGCUCCGCCCGGGGGGGGCGGGGCCGGGGGCGUGUUCAUCCGCGGCGUGGAGGUCAGCAGCAAAGAAGUGGUGGAUCACACCGGGUCCACCCGGCAACACGUCCUGCUGAGCCGCACCGAGAGAGAGGCUGUACCUGAGCGACAGGGCGUCAGGUCUAACCAGCUGGUGUGCAGGCUGCUGGCUGUGGAGAGGCAGUAUGUUUGCCCUCCUGAGGGGGGUGGAGGAGAGCUACCUGCCCUAUUGGAUGCCGAGGACACGCCCCCCCACCUGCGGGGCCAGGGACACGCCCUCUUCUCCAACUGGCCAGCCCUGAGCGUUCACACGCAGUACCUCCUCCCAACCAUGGAGGGCGCUCUCACACAGACACUCCUGCUGCAGGACUGCUUCAGCAAAUAUAAAGUGCAGUUCCUUCAGUACUCUCAGUACAUCAGAACCAUGCCAGAAGCAGACACUGUGCUGGUCAGCCAGGCAGCAGAUUUCUUCAAGAUGAAGCUGCCUGCCCUGGCCACGCCCCCCCUGGCGUUCCCAGCCUGCCUGCAGGCCCCGGUGCAGCAGCUGGCUCACUACUGCCACCUGCUGGAGGAGCUGACCCGCCUCAGCCCCGGCCCUGACUCCGCCCUCUCCACCCUCCAGCACAUCCAGCAGCAGGGCCAGGACCUCAGGGCCAGUGACCUCAUCAUGGGGUGUCCGGUGGCGGUGUGUGAGCGGGGGGAGUUGGUGAGGCAGGGGGAGCUGAUGGUGUUUGGGGGCGUCAGGCUGAGGAAGAGUGGGGUACGGAGGGUGUUUCUGUACCAGAACAUCCUCAUCUUCACCAAGCCGAAAACCUCUGGAGGCUCACACACCGUCUACAACUACAAACACAGCGUCAAGACAGGGGAGAUGGGUCUGACCCAGAGUGUGGGGGAGGACGGGCUGCGGUUCGGGGUGUGGGUCCGUCAGCCCUCUCGGACCCGGGACGGCCUGACCCUGCAGGCAGCAUCGCGGGAGGAGCGGACCGCCUGGACCCAGCACAUCGCCCAGCUGCUGUGGGCCCACGCCAUGCACAACACCGAGCUGUGUCUGAAGGAGUCUCUCUGUAUGGGGGUGUCCAGUAAGCUGCUGCUCGAUGUGACAGGAAUACACAGCGUUUCAGAGCAGGAGCUCCUCUGUCUGUCUGAGAGAGUUCAAAGCAGUUGUUCUGAUUCCUCCUCUGUUGGCAGUCAGAAGGAGGGAAACUCUCCAACAUUAGGAAGACAUUCCCAGAAACAAACACAGGAGCUGGCCUUUGGCUCUGUGGAUGCAAGGAAACUGGGUCUCAGUGACCAGAAAUGACUGGAAACUCUGACAGGACUCUGUUAUCCACGGACCUCCAUCUUGGAUCUGAGUGUCACAGUCACCAUCUCACCAAUUGAUCCAAAAAUGACAUCAUUAAACUGGACCAAUGGCGUAAGGUGGAGCAGCUUGCAAUACCACCUGCAGGCCACUGGGGGCAGCAUGCUAACAGGGACCUCAAAGGCAGCCUGUGGGGAGAGACACAACACCAUUAUUUUUUAUUAUCUUUAAUGCAAUUUUUGUAUCUUUAAUGCAAUUUUUUAUAUUUAAUGCUGUAAAUACAAGCUGCUCUCUGACAGUCAGAACAGUCCCUCUCUUACUCAGUGUAAUUAUGUGUUUUCAGGGCGGCAUGCUAUUGGAGGAUAUUAGAUGAUCUCUGUAAGCCACACCUAUUUGAUGUUAAGCCAUGUCCACUGUGUUUGUAAGGCAGAUAGGUUUUCUGUGUGUGUGUGUGUGUGUGUGUGUGUGUGUGUGUGUGUGAGAGAGAGAGAGAGAGAGAGAGAGAGAGGUGUGUGACUGCGUGAGUGAAAGAAAGUGCAGUGUGUGUGUAUAGGACAUUAUAAUUAGCAUGAACAUAAAACCCUAGAGAUUUUAGUAUGCUUUAGCAUGUGUAGCGGAGAGCACUAUCACGUUGCUUUAGCAUGUGUAGUGGAGAGCGCUAUCACGUUGCUUUAGCAUGUGUAGUGGAGAUUGCUAUCACGUUGCUUUAGCAUGUGUAGCGGAGAGCGCUAUCACGUUGCUUUAGCGUUUGUAGCGGAGAGCGCUAUCACAUUGCUUUAGCAUGUGUAUUGGAGAGCGCUAUCAUGUUGCUUUAGCAUGUGUAUUGGAGAGCGCUAUCACGUUGCUUUAGCAUGUGUAGUGGAGAUUGCUAUCACGUUGUUUUAGCAUGUGUAGCGGAGAGCGCUAUCACGUUGCUUUAGCAUGUGUAUUGGAGAGCGCUAUCAUAUUGCUUUAGCAUGUGUAUUGGAGAGCGCUAUCAUGUUGCUUUAGCAUGUGUAUUGGAGAGCGUCAUCAUGUUGCUUUAGCGUUUGUAGCGGAGAGCGUCAUCAUGUUGCUUUAGCGUUUGUAGCGGAGAGCGCUAUCACGUUGCUUUAGCGUUUGUAGCGGAGGGCACCAUCACGUUGCUUUAGCAUGUGUAGCGGAGAGCGCUAUCACGUUGCUUUAGCAUGUGUAGCGGAGAGCGCUAUCACGUUGCUUUAGCAUGUGUAGCGGAGAGCGCUAUCACGUUGCUUUAGCAUGUGUAGCGGAGAGCGCUAUCACGUUGCUUUAGCAUGUGUAGCGGAGAGCGCUAUCACGUUGCUUUAGCAUGUGUAGCGGAGAGCGCUAUCACGUUGCUUUAGCAUGUGUAGCGGAGAGCGCUAUCACGUUGCUUUAGCAUGUGUAGCGGAGAGCGCUAUCACGUUGCUUUAGCAUGUGUAGCGGAGAGCGCUAUCACAUUGCUUUAGCAUUUGUAGCGGAGAGCACUAUCACGUUGCUUUAGCGUUUGUAGCGGAGAGCGCUAUCACGUUGCUUUAGCGUUUGUAGCGGAGAGCGCUAUCAUGUUGCUUUAGCGUUUGUAGUGGAGAGCGCUAUCACGUUGCUUUAGCGUUUGUAGCGGAGAGCGCUAUGGUACAAGCCAGAGCGGAGAUGGGCGGGAUUUAAAAACCACACCACUAAGCCACGCCCCCAGUCUAAUGGCAACUGCAAAGCCACCUAUCCCAGCGAAGGAUGCUGCAUGUUUUUGAAUGUACACGCAUGGUUAAUCCCAGUCAUUGUAAAUACUGCUGUUCUAGUAAAGACAUGUAUUGUUCUGUAUCAGUAUUAUCCUCAGUAUCAGUGUUUACAGGUUUAUGCAGGUGUGUGUCCUCAUGCAUUAAACUGCAGAAUCGAUCAAUUUCAAUAAAAAGAGAAAAGCAUGUUU